CAGUUACAUGUCAUUUGUCAGCAAUUCGGCCAAGUGUCAGUAAAUUUUAUAACACGUGAAAUUGUACAAUAUUUCUAUAAAAAUAACAGAAAAAUUGUAAUUGUAUUCUUAUUACGAAUUUUGUUUUGUUAAAUUUUGUAUAAUGGCAGAUUUGGAUGACUUUUUCGCUAAAAAAGAUCGUAAAAAGUCCAAAGGUAAAAAAUUUACAACCACAGAAGAAGUAGCUAAAAAGUUAGAGGAUACUUCCAAAAAAACCGAUAAGCCAACAAAGAAAGAACGCCCUCAAGAGGGCGAAGAAGCUGGUGCUCCAGUCGGGGAUCAAGAUGAAUGGAAAGAAUUUGAAGAAGAGAAAAAAGAUUAUUCUGGUCUUAAAAUAGGAAAUCUAACUAUUAAUUCCCAGGAAGGUUCCAGUGGCAAUUCAGAGAACACUUCAGAGCAAAGACCUGGUGAAGAGGGAGGUGGUGAAUUUGAAAGAAGAACUGGACCAUGGAAGCAAAUAUCUGCUCAACAUGCUGAACAAGAAGAAAAAAAAGAGAAGAAACCUGAACCUGUGAGUCAACCAACCCCCACAAGCACCCCAGGUGCUUAUGUACCACCUAGUAUGAGAAAUCAGCCGCCUCAGCAAACACUGCAAACCUCUCGCUUGAAAAGUAAAACAGCCCCUGAUAUUCAUAAUGAAGACUUUUUUCCUAGCUUAUCAAGUACAAAAACUGAUAGAAAAAUUCGCAAUGAAGGCUCUUUUGAGGUAGUUUCCCAUAACAAGUCUAGUUCAAUCCGACAAGCUGAACAAUCAAAGAUUUCCAGUUCUCAAGGACCUAAACUGAACCUUGGUAACCGUUACAAUACUCUCAGCAAUGACAGCUAGUAUUAGAAAAGGAAAUAAAUUUGCAUUAAGAUGUGUAGUGUCAUGUGGAACAGACUGUUUUUGUUUCUUAACAAAUGUUUCUAAUUGUGAUCAUUAGAUUAUUGGAAAAAGCAGUACUGUUACAAUACAAAAAA
This is a messenger RNA of Agrilus planipennis (emerald ash borer), 999 nucleotides long. RefSeq names its product protein CDV3 homolog. The coding region runs from base 143 to 865 and encodes 240 amino acids. Gene Ontology annotation, cellular component: cytoplasm. NCBI's taxonomy places the organism in Eukaryota, Metazoa, Arthropoda, Insecta, Coleoptera, Buprestidae. The transcript has 3 exons. The record is from RefSeq and is a predicted model, not a curated record.